Messenger RNA from Kalmanozyma brasiliensis GHG001, 381 nucleotides. RefSeq names its product Amidase signature domain protein. The transcript has a single exon. Bases 1 to 381 code for a protein of 126 amino acids. NCBI's taxonomy places the organism in Eukaryota, Fungi, Basidiomycota, Ustilaginomycetes, Ustilaginales. The record is from RefSeq and is a predicted model, not a curated record.
AUGUCUUUCAACGAAACUGCUUGCGCCCUCGAGAACCUUCAGCUCAAAGCAGGCAGCGUCGAGCCCGCCGAGGCGUCCGACGGCAAGCUCUGCUUCGCCAUCGAAUGGGACGACAGCAUCGUCCACCCACACCCGCCCAUUGCGCGCGAGCUGCGCGAAGUCAAAGAAAGACCCCUUACCGCAGGUCGAAAUGCCAUCGAUUGGGUCCCCAACGACCGCCCCCGCUGCUGCGACAUCAUUGGACGCGUCAACAGCGCCGACUGUGGCGAGGAAAUUAAGCGCAGUUGCGACAAAGGGGGCGAGUCGGUCAUACUUAGCCUCGUGGCCGACGGCAACGAGCCCAAGCACCUGUCGACGUUCAACUCGCGACUGGGAAGUUGA